Molecule: messenger RNA, 672 nt
Organism: Dibothriocephalus latus
Lineage: Eukaryota; Metazoa; Platyhelminthes; Cestoda; Diphyllobothriidea; Diphyllobothriidae
Source: the annotation of a GenBank genome assembly
CUUCGGAACCCCUUGCGUAUUGUUGUGCGGGAAAAGGAUGCACCUGUCAAGAAGGGGAAGAAGUUAGCCCUCCAGCAACGGACUCCUUCAACUCUCGAAAACUUCUUCCUGGUUGUCGAACCGAACGAUAAACUGGCUCUCCUGGUAUCGUUUCUUCGUGGUCACGCAGAAGAAAAGAUGCUUGUCUUCUUUGCAUCCUGCGCCGCCGUUGAAUACUUUACCAGGCUUUUUAGACAAGGGUUGCUGCCCAAAAGUCAGGCAGCCCUCGUCUACGGUCUACACGGUCGGAUGCGACAGAAACGCAGUAGUGAAUAUGCGGCCUUUCGCGAUGCACAAAAGGGUGUUCUCCUAUGCACGGAUGUCAUGGCUCGCGGUAUCGAUAUUCCCCACGUUAAUUGGGUCAUUCAGUGGGACCCUCCAUCAAAAGCAAGUUUCUUCGUCCACCGGUGUGGUCGAACCGCUAGGUGUGGCACUGCCGGUCGCGCGGUCCUUUUUCUCAGUCCAAACGAACUCACCUACAUAGACUUUUUGAAGAUUAAUCAGAACGUGAGUUUCCACCGAGUUUUCAUACGCUGCGCCUCGCCAACUGCAAUUCGUUCAUUUUUGGUUAUUAAGUCCAGAGCUCAAGCCCCGGGUCAGCUCUUACCUCCCAUUGGUUUGGCUUAUAUAUAG